AUGCAGCCGCAAAGUAAUAACGUCCCAAGCGGGGUUUCCCGUAAGACGAGCGACGAUAUCAAUACCGUCGACGUCCACAUUUCGCCAAUGACCUUGACACGAACUGCCCUCGCCGCAUUGAGCCUGAAGGCGAUGUUAUGGGCGCACAACGAGAUCGGCUGGGGUUGGCAUUUCGUGCAACACAAGGUCCUAUUUCUUCUCGGCUGGACCAUCUUCGCGUGGAAUUUGGGUCUGACCCUCUACUCAAUUUAUUCGAAUAUACUGCCAUCCAACCAGGCUUUGGCGUUAUCGCCUAAUGGCAGCGGCUUCGACUCGGACCUAGAAGAAAACGAGGAGCGGGACGAGAGGAGACGCCGACGGUCCCGUUGGGUACGCGCGCUUAUCGACAAUGCCCUGGCCCUGUUUACACUUCUCCUACUGUUUCUCUCCAUAUUUGUAUUCCAUCCCCGUUCCUCGGACGUGUCCAAGUAUAUGCGCCCCGAUGUCUGGGUGACGCUAAGGCCUGGUACAAUAGCGUGGAUAUCCUCUUUAAUUGCGCUUGAGUUGCUCGUGGGAUUUUCCCAGACGUUCGAGAUUGUCGAGAGACCAGUCAUUAGUCUUCGACUGGGGGCCAAACUACGCGGCAUCCGCGAUAGUGAGCAAGGCCGCAUCCUGAUAUAA
This is a messenger RNA of Neoarthrinium moseri, 660 nucleotides long. RefSeq lists its product as uncharacterized. The transcript has 2 exons. The coding region runs from base 1 to 660 and encodes 219 amino acids. NCBI's taxonomy places the organism in Eukaryota, Fungi, Ascomycota, Sordariomycetes, Amphisphaeriales, Apiosporaceae. The record is from RefSeq and is a predicted model, not a curated record.